Molecule: messenger RNA, 418 nt
Organism: Aspergillus piperis CBS 112811
Lineage: Eukaryota; Fungi; Ascomycota; Eurotiomycetes; Eurotiales; Aspergillaceae
Exons: 1
Coding region: 138-380 (80 amino acids)
Source: RefSeq, a predicted model, not a curated record
AGGUAGCUUGUUGUUCAUCUCGCUUGCCCCGCCCGUAGAUGGGUUGUAUUCGGAUGAAGAUACUCGAUGGAGGAAAGUAGGAGUUUCUUUUUCGUUUCCCUUUACUUUUCUUUUCUUUUUCUUUAUUUUUUUCCUGGAUGAAUAGGAAUUAUCUAUGCUUGUGUGUAGUGGUUUUAUUAUUGGUCUGUUGUAUAAAUUGGCUGGUGUUGAUGAUAGUAGUAGUUAAGUUUAAUCCGUUGUUUCAUGUGGUUGUAGUGACCGACCUUGGCUUUCAUACACUAAGGACUAGGUAUCGGUAUUACUACGUCGGUGGUAUAUAUUUUAUCCACCCUACAUGCAAAAGGACAUGGAUACCACUUAAUCAUAUAAAAUGUUCUUGAAGAAUCUCUUACACAUAGAAACAUCCAAUCGCCUAUUA